This is a messenger RNA of Oncorhynchus mykiss (rainbow trout), 3896 nucleotides long. Lineage: Eukaryota; Metazoa; Chordata; Actinopteri; Salmoniformes; Salmonidae. The record is from RefSeq and is a predicted model, not a curated record.
AUGGCUGUCAAGGUCCUGGCCAUCAUCUCCAUCCUCUUUAUCGUGCUGUCAACCAUUGCCUUGUCUCUGAACACCCUCCCAGAGCUGCAGGACAUAGACGAGUUUGGCCAGGUGACAGACAACCCUCAGCUAGCUCACGUGGAAGCGGUGUGCAUCGCCUGGUUCACCAUGGAGUACCUGCUCCGCUUCAUCUCCUCGCCCAGCAAGUGGAAGUUCUUCAAAGGUCCACUAAACAUAAUAGACCUGCUGGCCAUCCUACCCUACUACGUCACCAUCUUCCUGACUGAAUCCAAUAAGAGCGUUUUACAGUUCCAGAACGUCCGGAGGGUGGUGCAGAUCUUCAGGAUCAUGCGUAUCCUCCGUAUUCUGAAGCUGGCCAGGCAUUCCACAGGGCUUCAGUCUCUGGGCUUCACCCUGAGGAGGAGCUACAAUGAGCUGGGCCUGCUCAUCCUAUUCCUGGCCAUGGGCAUUAUGAUCUUCUCCAGCCUUGUCUUCUUCGCCGAGAAGGACGAGGAGGACACCAAGUUCAAAAGCAUCCCGGCCUCCUUCUGGUGGGCUACCAUUACUAUGACUACGGUGGGGUAUGGGGACAUCUACCCAAAGACUUUACUGGGUAAGAUUAUUGGGGGUCUAUGCUGCAUAGCUGGAGUGUUGGUGAUAGCCUUGCCCAUCCCCAUCAUCGUCAACAACUUCUCAGAGUUCUACAAGGAGCAGAAGAGGCAGGAGAAGGCCAUCAAACGGCGGGAGGCCCUGGAGAGGGCCAAGAGGAAUGGCAGCAUCAUCUCCAUGAACAUGAAGGAGGCGUUUGCACGCAGUGUCGAGCUCAUAGACGUAGUGGUAGAAAAUAAUGGAGAGAACAUGGAGAAGGUGCAGGACAACCACCUGUCUCUUAGCCACAGGAAAGAGACUCCCAAGAGGACCACCUCAGAGAUGGGCUUCACUCAGUCAUUAGAGCCCAGCUCACCAGACAAAGCCCAUCCCGCCAGCCCUCAGCAACUCAACGCUCAGAAACUGGAGGAGAUGUACAACAAGAUGGCUAAGACCCAGUCUCAGCCUAACCUGAACAGUAAGGACAAGGGGCAUUUGUCUAAAGCGCCCAAGAAGAGAGACGAGAUAGAGAUGGGUAUCAUUCCCACAGAGCCUGCCCCAACCACAGACAUGAGGAGCAUGUCCAGUAUUGACAGCUUCAUGAGUUGUGCUGCUGACUUCAACGAAAGUGCUCGCUUCUCCCACAGCCCCAGCACCAUUGUUCCAGGGAGGGUUAGCACCAACCCCGUGCUCGAGACCACCCUGGAGCACGAGGCCAUUGUGUCCCCCCACAGCGCCACCAAGGUCCCUGGAGGACGAGGCUCCAAGCACGGCCUGUUCUCUGGCAGCCCCCGGGGCCUACGCUUCAGCAACCCGCUAAAGAACCGCUCCCUCAAGGUCAACUUCAAAGGCGGGGACGCAGACCCUUCCUCCUCCUCCUUACCACAGGGGCCAGGGGGCGGGGCCCUCUCAGAUAGCUCUGCCCUCUCUGCCCACUCCCUCAUGAGUCCUGAGGUGUCUGUCUACACCACUGCCAGCAGCAAGACUCCACCCCCUGAGACCCUGAUCCCGACAGUCUUCACAUUCCAUGACGCAUCCAUCAGUAAGUUCAUUGAUGCUGACACGGACGAGGAGGAACACCUCCAUGAUAGCUCGGGUACAAACGCCUCCCAGAGGCUUCUGGGAAAAGCCAGCCCCAAGCUCAGCUCCUACAGCAGCCACCACUGCGUGGCCAACCACCUGGAGGGCUCCCAGAGAAUGCUGGGUAACAGUGUGUUCCCCUUUGAGGCCCAGUCAGGUGGGGGACAGGGGAAUCAUGUGCUCUCCCGGGGAGAGAGGAGUCGUUCAAACACCCAUAAUGAGAGCAAGUGAGGUAGGGGAGGGAAUAGAUAGUACAGACAGGACCCAAACAGGAGGACAUUGUGUAUAACUCUGCAGAUCUGGUCACACACUGUAGAUUUAGGCAUUACUGAAUCAGCAUUGUGCUAAAAGAAAUGUUGUUGAUUUCCUUGUGUUUUCUUCCUCAAAACUGGCCUUAGUUAUAUGUGACUAUGUGUAUGCAUAGCGUGCGCGUUUGUUUGUAUGUCUGUAGGUGUAUGUGUAUGCAGGAUGAUAGGCAGAUACACAUACACACACAGUUAUGCAGUAUUUUAUGUAUAUUGUUUUCCUUUUUUUAUAAUAUAAAUAGUAUAUUUUCUUUGGUCUGUUAUUUUAUGACUCUAUCUGAGAGGUGAACUUUCAUCCUUGUUUAUCAACACGCCUCUGCCUCCCACCUCCCACCUCCCGGGUAGCACUAACCUCAUUGACCGAAUAUUUUCAAUUCUGUACAGGGUAUUCUUUGUUGUUUUGUUUGUUUACUUAUUUUUUUGUUUUUGAUUGUGUGUGUUUUAUCCAGACAGGUUAGGGUUAGGUUUAACCCGCUCUCCUUUAUAUUUUAAUAGUCUCUCAGAUGUGUGGUUGUAGUUGAUUGUCAUACUUCGUAUCCAAUCACCAUUGAUACUGGGGAGGGGAUAAUAGCAUCCAUUUAGGCUGGAUUGAAAGUACUGAAAACACUCAGAUUUUCCAUUUUAAAGUUCCACAUUUGUACAAUUGAUAAUACUGUAAUACUGUAAUGUGCAACAAGAACAUGAAAAAAGAACACACUCAUUGUGCAAAAAGUUAUAUUUUUAAAAUAUAUUUUUAGAAUGGUAUAUUAGAAGAAUGAAUUAUGCUAAACUCAUAGAUUUGCAUUGCAAUACAUUGUUUUAUUUUAGAGAGAAUAUUACAAGAUAAUGAAUUUGUAUUUUUUGCUAGUAGUUAGGGUAAAUGUUUGUCCUUCUAUCCUUCGUACAAUGUGAAUAGCUUUGUAUAACACUCUGUUAAAUCCAGGGCAUCUUUAAUCAUAUCAUGGACCCACAAAAUGUUAUUAAUUAAUUAUAACAAUAGUUUCAAAACAGCAGAAUGUCCGAAAUAUUUCAUGAAGCCAGGACAAACUCAAACACAGCAGAGAUGAAGGGAGAAGGGAGGAGUGGAAAUACGGAAGGGGGAGAUGUUAAGAUGGCACACAGGAAGUGAGGACAGGAAGAAAGAAUAGGGAAGAGCACUUUAUUUUACAGAGGGAAUCAUGAUCUCAUUGGAUGACUUCCACACUAUGGAUGGUAGAGCGGUUGACCAGCUGCCAGAAUUCACAACAAGCAUCAUAUGGCUACAUACACAGACACUGACAAACACAGAGCCACUCACAUGCUCAUACACAUGCAGUCAACACAUGCUCACAGGCAUGUUUUAUGUGGGUUCAAUCUAAACUUAACCUAUCCCAGUACAUCUCAUAGGUAGUAUCUGAUACAGACCACAUUUCCAGCACAAUAUAUCCACUACCCUCAUACACUUUACAAUGUUAAAGAUAUGAUUUUAAUUUAGCCUUUAAAACACCCGACUAAACACUCAAUAUAGAGUGAGAAAAAAGUGUAUUGUUGACUUCCAUUGUCCUAUUUUUCUAUUGUCAGACUACAUGCAAAGAGAUAGGUAUUUCUGUGCCUCUGCCAGUAACAAACUUGCUUCCCUCCCCCAUCUCCACUCUGAAAAGUCUGUCACUAUAGCCUCAGUUUAAUAGAGCUCACAUGACAAUUCAAUAAAGUGUAAAGCAAAUAAACACAGAGAACUGGGUCACCAUGCUGUCAGGGUGUGGUAUUAAAGCACACAAACACCCAGGCACGCAAUAAACACAGCACACACACACACACACACACACACACACACUGGUAGCACACAGAGACACACACCCCAUAGACUUAAAUAAAUACACACAUAUUUUAGAAUAACCAAAGCCAAACACAAUCACACAUGAGGGCAUGGCCUACUAAAGAAAUAUACUAUCAAAAAAUCAAAGA